AGGGAACUCGACAGCAUUCAAGUACUGUGCAGAUAAACGAGUAAUUUUACUGAAAGGUUCACUCUUGUGUUCACUCUUGAGGCUUUCCUCAUAGCAUAUCAGCGAUUUGGAAGGUUUGGUUCUGCUGAAGCCAUUUGUCAAACGUAUCCAGGACUUCCCAAGGGAAAUCUUCUUCGAUUCAGCAUGGGACAAAAAUCUUCUCGUCUGCUGGAACUAAGCUCAACGAAGUUUACUUCGACAGGAUUGCACCACUUUGUCUGCACCAUGACUAGAAAGGACAUCGUUGCUGCACUGUGGUUCUUUAUGCUGGUGAGUACAUGGAUCAUAAGCUUUAUUUUAUAAGAAAAUUAACUCACGGACCACUGUUCUGUGGAACGUUUCAUAGUUUGCGCUUUUGAAGCGAAUUUUCAAAAUGUUAUGAAGGGAUGGGCGAUAUGUGCUUACUCAUCACUUCAUAGAUCAUGAGAAAUAGUGCUUCGCCACAAAAUUCCAUUCCGGGCCGCUGGAACUGGUAAAUUUUACUGUUUUCGUUAGACUGUGGUUUUAUUUCGAAUUUGUUUGAUUAAAUGUCGAUGCUUGUCCAUCUAUAUGUUUUCAUAAGAGGUAAUUUUCGUUGAUAAUCAUCUACUUGAGAGCCACGUUGUAUGGCAAAAGCGAUUAAUCUUGGGACACUUACUCCGGUUGGAUUUAUUCCAGUUUAAUAUCUACUUGCUGUAGUUUGUCUUUAAUGUAUAUCAUUUUAAUGCAAAUUAGCUGGCCGAGUUCCUUCUUAGUCGUCGCUCUAGUUUUCAUUACGGUUUGCUCGGCAAUUUUGAAUUCUGUAAACAAAAGCUGCUCGCGUUCUGCCUUUCGACUUUACGAACUCUAGGGAAAAUGGCCGUCUGCGUCGUAACUGGCUGUUAUAAGUAACGACCAGUUGUACGCUGAAUAGCCUGAAUCGGAUGGCUUACGACUGAAAUGGCGACAAAGGUAGAAUAUUUUUAUACUUUGAUAGGGUAUUUUGACUCAUGUUUGACCCUUGUCAUGAACUCUUCAAACGGGCUUAACGACUCAGUUUACCAUCGUUCAUUUUAGCUUGUUCGGCAAGUUUAACCAAAUCUAACAAAACUUUAAAUGCAGUCUACCUCUCGAAUUUGGUCGUCGACUUAAAGAGUGAGUAGAAAUAAAGAACGGAGAUGUGCCUUCGGCGAAGAUUUCUUUCUUUACGUUGUUUACUUUACUGACAAAAGCACGAAGCUUCGUGACAAAAAUAGUGGUAAAAUGUUAGAUGUGAGCCGUUUUAUACAAAUACUUGCUAUUUGGUGGUCACAUCACGUUCACAACGGAACACCGGCAAAUAAUUCAAUUAAAAAGAUUCAAAUAGCAAAUUAAUUUUUGAUAGAGUUUCAUCUUAACACACUAGAAGGCUGUUUUACGUUGAUGUCAAAAUCAACCACAACUAAUGAUGUAAUUUGCAAACUAAGAUAUCCUCUGUCUGCAGUAAACGGAUUUCCUGAAAACCCACCCUGAUAAAUGUCUGACGCCUAAAGCUUUCAGUUUUCAAAACUAAGUAAUAAGUAAUUCCUCAUUUGAAUGGUCUGUAUGGAGCAUUAACUAUUGCAUUGAUAUCAUGUGAGGUUAAAUAAAGUACACUGAAAGUUGUGUGUUUCUGGCGUUCUCAAAAAAAUACCUAAAAUUAUUCACAUAACCGAAUGUGACAGCAGGUGUCAAUUUGCCUACUCAAGUGAUUUCAUAACAAAAGGUCAAAGUACUUCAAGUUGUUUUUCAUUUACCUCUCAUCAUGCAAUUCAUCAUUGAUGUGAAGGUGUCAACCGACCAAUGUUCUUUCUAUCACAAAUAGUUUAUGAAAAUGUAAGGGAUACGAUACAAAUUCAAACUUUAUAGACCAUAUUAUACAAUUUGGCUAAGAGUUUGAUAGAAAAUUCCACGUGAACGUAGAUUAGGCUGAGUUUGCUCCUCGUUCAAAUAAAUUAGAAGAUCAAAUCAAUUCCUUUUCUUAUGGAAUGAAGUUUUUCAUAUCCAUAAUAUCGAGGGAGACUCAUACUUCGUAAAAAGAACACAACUGAUGUACCAAAUUUUACGUGAUUCAAGCGUUCUUGAACAUCAUUGAUGAAAAAUGUAGACCUACCCAUAAAAAAGGAAAUGUGUCCAGGAAACAUUUUAACUCAGGUAAUUGGGCUGAGUAGAGUACAAUUUGUAUAGGUAAUCACAUGAUUUCGAGUGCAAUUUGCAAUAAAUAAGCACGAGUAAAUUUUUUUAAAGACUGACAAAUUUGUUAUCUUUGAAAAAUUAACAAGUGUUUGUUUGUUCCAAAUUGCACAAGAAAAAUCAUGUGAUUACGUGUUAAUAAUAUACAUGGAAAAAAUACGAUAUGGCUCAUCAUAAUUGAGCUUACGCAAAGCGCGCGCAUCAAGUGCAAAAAUAAUUUAUUCAAACAGUGCUUUCGGUCAAAACAACCGCGUACGAUCAAAACAAUAAUACGCAAUGAUAUCAUCACAUCUUUGAGGCGCAAAAAAGUUCGAAGUCCGGCUAAACAGUUCAAGGAAUUGUUCAGUCUGUGUCCGAAUAACUUUCGAUGAAAUGGAAUCGUCUUUUCUGAGGUUUAAUCAUGUUUGUUUUUAAUUUCGGCGUUGGAUCGCUCGAGCAAAGUGUUAAGCUGGGUCGGUUCGUAAUUUUCGAUUUCCUUGGCAAUUCCCUUCUCUAAACACCACUUUUUCCAAACCGACAACCAAAAAGCAGUGUUUAUUGCAGUGUUUUCGUUGUUUGAGCUGUUUUUCAGCCGCGGUGGCGAAAGAAAACCUACCUAAAACGCCGGCCAUUGUUUCGCUCGCAAAUUUUCAAAUUUUGUUCCGACAUCCAAGGCUUGCAUUUGAUGUGCUGUCUGUGAGUUUCUUUGAUUAUUGACCGAUCAUAAUGUCUGAUUUGUUACUUUCUUUGCACUGAAUCAACCCUCUUCUGCACUGAAUUAACUCUUCUGCACUUAAUUAACUCUUCUGCACUGAAUUACCUGAAAACUGCAUUUAUCUUAACCAGUCAGAACUGAGUAAUUUUUCCAUGUAUAUUAUUAGGUCUGGAAUUAUACGCGUGAAAUUUUAAUUCACAAGUACGAUUUCAGAUCAAAUUGCUCGACACGUACCUUGAUUAUCACUUCAUUACAAUCAUUUGGAAAUUGCAAAAUUCAAUCGGCCAAAUACAGGGUUUUUUGUUGUUUAGUUUUGAGGACAAUAUUUGCUAAAAUUCGCCCCGCAAUGGUAUCUUUGUCUUUCAUUUUCCUAUAAUUUGAUUAGUUAUUUUGUUUUAGCUGCUUUUUCAUUUAUUGGGAAAAAGAUGCUAUUUAGAGCAAAAUAUGGUGCGAUUUGUGAACAAAUUGUACCGCUCAAAGUCAGUCAUGGCUCACCAGUGAUUUCAAAAUGGAUGGAAUAAAUGUCUUAAUUCGUCUUCAACUGCAACACUAUUUAUCAGCUCAUUAAACUAAAACAAGCAGGAGGUUUUGGUAAUCGAAUGCAAAAACAAGCUUUUUUCACAAUGUGUCAUUCUUUCGUCAAUAGGUUUGUCCCAUUGGAGCAAAUUUCUCGUGUAAAUCGGAACAAAUAAUUUGGACCAACGCCGCUGGAAAGGCAGGAUAUCAAUGCUUGGACUGCCCUUCCUGUCCGGCUGGAUCAGAGCCUUCGGUACCAUGUGGAACCAAAAUUGAAAAUUGGACCGAUAUUCACUGUGUUCCAUGUCAACUUGGCAAAACAUACUCUGACAAAUACGACAAGGCUCAUUGCAAGCCCUGCACGGUAUGCUCGACAGGGAAAGCAAUAUUGAAGAACUGCACCCUUGAGUCAAACAGUAAGUGUAGCAGGUGCAAAGAAGGAUAUUACUAUAAACCUUUGUCGUUUUCAUGUGACCCUUGUUCAGAGUGUUGUGGAGAUGAAAAAGACUUAGUUGCAAGCGAAUGCAGUAGUCACAAACACAAGUGCAAAGUUCGGUCCACACCGUGCAACAAACAAAUCAGGUCCACCAAAUCAACGCUCAGACUGACAAAACCCACGCCUCCUCCAAGCAUUGUGUCAACACAUCAACCAACAAGUUCAAUUGUCGUGAAAGAAACUAAGUCGUCAAUAAUGCCAACUCAGGUGGUUGAUAAGGACGCGCCGACAGACAUAGGAAAGAUCGGAAUAAUUCUGCUUGCAGCAGUUGCAGUCGUAGUUUCUUUGGGAAUUUUCGUCGCGAUCGUUAUUACGAAAUGCGGCAGACCAAGAAAUACACUGAAGCCUUCCGGGGAGCAGGAAUCGACGAGUAUUGAAAAAAGUUCUCCCAAAAUCAAGGCAGCUUCACAAUCCAAUGAAUCCAUAUCACCUUCUCUGCAUCCCGUUUUUAUUCAAUCAAGUGGAUCAAUGACACUCCUUCACAACUGGUGUGAGUCGUCCGAUGAAAGUGGGCUUCAAAUACCACAAUCUCAAGAUUCAGCAUCGUUACCGCCUUCACGGUCCAACGCGCCUGCACGUGUUGAAUACGCAGUUAGCCCAGGUAAGUUCAGCGGUUGUAGUUGAUUACUGAAUUUCAUUUUAUGAAAUAUUUCAAAAACUCCUCGCACUCUCAUUUGUAAAUAGGAGCGUUUAGACGAGAGUAUGUGAACAGGGUUAUAGCAGUUUAGAUUCGAUUUUUUCGUUUUAUGAAAACAUAGCAUAGAUUCCUAUUGCUCAAAUGUCACUCUUAUCACAUUUGGUAGGGUAUUUCGUUAUGGGAACUGUAGCUAUUGGAAAAAGGGUUGUUUCGGUUAAAGCAAUAUAAAUAACCAUCACUAAACUGGAUUUCUUCCAGAAGAUGUGACCCUCGAAAAGCUGGAAGAAAAUCACCAUGACGUGUUCGAUUGGAUGUGUGAUAAGCUUGAAACCAUGCAAAGAGGCCGAUGGAACUUUGAAAGACUAGCUUUCCGGUACAACAUUCCAUCCACAAUCGUGAGAUCUUUGAAAAAUGCGUUCCAACGUAACGGUAGUCCCUCUCAUGAAUUAAUGGACCAUUUGAAGGCGACACACCCCGAUUUGCCACUUCAUCAUGUUAUCGAUAACCUGGAGAAGAUUGGAAGGAAUGAUAUCGCACAGGGAUUGAGGCCGUACCUGAAGAAAAACGAUGACAUUUCAUUAGCUUAAGGACUUUCGCAAAGAUUGUUAACUCGCGCUCUGUGGAUGUGAGUAUAUGCAAACAUUUUUGGACAGGAAUGAUUUUUUGAUGCAGCCCUUUUGAUAUGUAAAUUGGCAAACCUAAACGCUGUAGGAAACCAUAAUAAAUAACGUUCCAAAGCAGAAAAGCGUGACAGUUCACCCGUUCUGUGUAUAUUUUUUACUAAAAUGUUAUUUAGGUUGUUGUCGUUUUCGUUGUUGUUUUUAUGUUUGUAGAACACGGCCCAUGGUUUGAAAUGUAGAACCAAGAUGUAGACAGGUUUCCUAGAAUUGUUCAGUGUCCAGGCAUUGUCAACAUAUAGUAAGGAAUUGAUAGAAGCUGUUUUCUUUCAGUGAGUUUUGGGGAAAGAAUUUAAAGAAGCAUUUGUCAAUACGUAUUUACCAUAGUUUUCCAUCAUUUAAUGUAGUUAAAUGCUUAGGAUUCUGCAAUCAGCCCCUUCAGAUUACGGGUUUUUUUAAUAGUUUACGAGAGUAGCGUUGUAACGCUAGAAGCCUUAUCAGUAUACACUGGUAUAUGUAUUGUGAGAAACAAACAAGCAUAUAAACAAACAAAACUAAACACUGUAGGACACCAUGAGAAAUGACGUUCCAUAGCAGAAACGUGUGACAGUUCAUCCGUUCUGUAUAAAUUCUUUACUCAACUGUUAUUUAGGCUGUUGUUGUUGUUGUUUUAAUGUUUGUAGAACACGGCCUAUGGUUUGAAAUGUAGAGCCAAGAUGUAGAGAGGUUUCCUAGAAUAGUUCAGUGUCCAGGCAUUGUCAACAUAUAGUAAGAAAUUGAUAGAAGCUAUUUUCUUUUGGUGUUUUAGGGAAAGAAUUUAAAUACACGUUCGUCAAUAAGUAUUUCUAAUAGUUUUCUAUCAUUAAAUGUAGUUCAAUGCUUAGGAUUCUGCAAUCACCCCUCGGAUUAGGGUUUUUUUUAUACUUUACGAGGGUAGUGUUGUAACGCUGGAAGCUUUAUCAGUUGACUUUGGUACAUAUAUUGUGAGAAACAAACACGUAAACAAACAAACAACAACACAGCAAAAAGGAUUACAGGGGAUAUUUAUCACCGAUAUAAUUUAAACAGUGAAAGAUCAAGGUUCAUUAAUUAUUUUCUUCGCAAAAAGAACGCAUUACGGUAUUGUGAGGAAUCUGUAAAAACUAUUUAACUGAUAAAUGUAAACAUUAAUUUUUGGUAUUGGCUUGAUAGCGCCGUAUCUAUUUGUUGUAUUUUAACUAUUGCUAACUCCUUAGUGGAAGCAUGAAGUCGAGUGCUAUUUAAUAUAAGGUCUUUGAAUAAUAAUAAUAAUAAAAAAAUAAUGAGAAAAAAUUAACUUUUGUGGACGAAAUUUUGAAUGCUCGUCAUUUGCUGUAAGCCAAUUCUCAGAAGCCGCAAGCCUCUGUCUCCGAAAAAGGCUGUAGGGGUGUGUGUUACAGUUAAAAAUGAAUUUGCAUUCACACGCAAAUAAAC
Messenger RNA from Pocillopora meandrina, 6620 nucleotides. NCBI's taxonomy places the organism in Eukaryota, Metazoa, Cnidaria, Anthozoa, Scleractinia, Pocilloporidae. The record is from the annotation of a GenBank genome assembly.